ACAUGAAAUAUAUCAUGUGACAGGCAGUUGAUAUUCUCGUAACGCGACACAACGAUCCGCAAUCAUGUUGCUCAAAGCCGUGUUUUUUUCAUUGUUAGUUGCCGUUGCUUACGGCAGAGACAAUAAGUAUAAUGGGAAGCCAUACUGCUUCCAACCCGAGGGAGAGGGGAGGCCAGAGGUCAAAACCUACCCAAGAGCCUUUGAGCAGCCUUUGACAGCAGUGCCGAAAUCUUGGGAUUGGCGUAAUGUGAACGGAACUAACUACUGUGGUACCACUCGCAACCAACACAUUCCGCAGUACUGUGGGUCCUGCUGGGCUAUGGGUGCAACCAGCUCUAUCGCAGACCGGAUAAACAUUAAGAGGGGAGGGGCGUGGCCGUCCGCAUACCUGUCUGUCCAGCAUAUCAUCGACUGCGGCAACGCCGGCAGCUGUCAAGGAGGAAGCGACUACAAAGUAUACGAGUACGCUCACAGCCACGGUAUCCCUGAUGAGACCUGCAACAACUACCAAGCCAAAAACCAAGAUUGCGACCCCUUCAACUCAUGUGGCACGUGCACAACGUUCGGCGAGUGCAAGCAGCUGAACAACUUCACCCUGUGGAAGGUGGGGGACUAUGGCUACGUCAAGGGCAGGGAGGACAUGAUGGCAGAGAUAUACACCAACGGACCAAUCAGUUGUGGUAUAGAAGCAACUCCGGGCCUGGAGAAGUACCGUGGCGGGGUGUAUGCAGAAUAUAAAGCUACACCAUCGAUCAACCACGUCAUCUCGGUUGUCGGGUGGGGAGUGAACGCGACUGGCACCGAGUACUGGAUCGUCCGGAACUCCUGGGGACAGCCCUGGGGGGAGAGUGGCUGGUUUCAACUCGUGACCAGUGCCUUCAAGAGCGGUCAAGGAAACUCCUACAACUUGGCCAUAGAGACCCGCUGUGCAUAUGCCGAUCCCAUUGUACCAGCCAACUAUAUGCCUUAAUGACCUGGCUAUGCCGGAGCAUUAGAUGACGCCUUUACUAUCACAUAAUGUGCAAUCAAUAAGUCAAUAGUACCUCAGUGCGGAUAUACUGCAUAUAUGUUGUAUUUACCAUUCAGUCAACUUAUUCUUUACAUUUGCUACGAUUUAUUUAUGAAAUAAAUUUCUUCUUCUGUU
Molecule: messenger RNA, 1144 nt
Organism: Haliotis rufescens (red abalone)
Lineage: Eukaryota; Metazoa; Mollusca; Gastropoda; Lepetellida; Haliotidae
Product: cathepsin Z-like
Exons: 7
Coding region: 65-970 (301 amino acids)
Cellular component (GO): lysosome
Molecular function (GO): cysteine-type endopeptidase activity
Source: RefSeq, a predicted model, not a curated record